This is a messenger RNA of Guillardia theta CCMP2712, 1875 nucleotides long. RefSeq lists its product as hypothetical. The coding region runs from base 1 to 1875 and encodes 624 amino acids. Gene Ontology annotation, cellular component: membrane. The transcript has 5 exons. Gene Ontology annotation, biological process: sodium ion transmembrane transport. Lineage: Eukaryota; Cryptophyceae; Pyrenomonadales; Geminigeraceae. The record is from RefSeq and is a predicted model, not a curated record.
AUGACGGUGGAGUCGACGGCCGGGCAGGGCAAGAGAACCAAAGAGAGCAACACGGAGAGCAGGAAUGAGAUGAUGCAAGACGAUUCUAUGGAGGAUGUCUUCCUUGACACGGAGCAUGGAAGGGAUACGAGCAUUGAGAUCGACCACCCCAGCCGUUCCGUCACAGACCAUUCGGGGUGGUUCCCGGCGAACCCCUCGCCGAACCUCGUUGCGAUCUUCGAGGAGGACGAAGACUUCAACUCGGCCAAGCACGAGACGCAGAUGUGGUCCUCCCGGCUGACGUACCUCAUCGCGUCCGUGGGAGGAGCUGUCGGCAUCGGCAACGUGUGGAGGUUCCCGUUCCUCUGCUACAGGAACGGCGGGGCAACAUUCCUCAUCCCUUACUUCCUAUCCCUCUUUGCCCUCGGCAUCCCUCUCUGGAUCCUCGAGUCCUCCCUGGGGCAAGGGAUCGGCAAGAGCUCCCUCGGAUGCUUCCGAGACCUGUCGAGGAGGUGGAAGGGGCUGGGCUGGCUCAGCUUCGUUGCAAACCAAGGGAUCUGUAUCUAUUACUGUGUGGUGCUCGCAUGGAGUCUGCGGUACCUCGGCGCUGGCAUGAGCGCUGGGCCCAUCCCCUGGGCCGGAGGGAGCGGGACAGAAUACUUCCAGUCGGAGAUCCUGCACAACGCGUACGUGUGCUGGCAGAGGAACGGAACGGUAGACUGGAGUAAGGUAGGGGAAGCGCGUUCUUGGCACGAGGAGGUUUAUCCGCUCAGUCUCCUGGUGAACCAGUCGAGGCUGCAUCAGACGGACAUCCUGGACUACACGCAGGCAGAUGAGAUGAGGAGGAGGUUCGGGCUCAGAUGCCACGAGACUGGAUUCCACCAGCAGGGGAGAAUCAUAGACGAGAAUGUCACGUCGCUUCUAGUGAUAUGGCUGGUGGUGCUCGUCAUGGUUUUCUACGGCACCAAGACGCUCAAGUGGUCAGUGUACCUCUCCAUCCCGCUGCCCUACAUUGUCCUCGUUGUCAUCUUCUUCCGCGGGGUCACCCUGGAAGGAGCCAGCGAUGGGAUCCGGUUCUACCUCCAGCCGGACAUGGAGCGACUUUUCUACGAUCGCGUUAACCCGGAGACGGGAGAAGUCCAGACGGCCAUCGACGUCUGGAUCAACGCGGCGUCCCACAUCUUCUUCACCUUCGGGCUUGCGGAGGGAAUCCUCAUCACCUACGCCUCCUACAACCCGCCACACUUCCACAUCCCCUCCAACGCAGCUGUGAUUGCCUUUACCAACUGCGCGACUGAGUUCUUCUCCGGCUUCUGUGUCUUCUCCAUCCUUGGCUACAUGGCGCACAAGAAGGGGGUCGCGGUCGAGGACGUGGUGGCAGGAUCUCCUUCCCUUGUCUUCGAGACCAUCCCUGAGGCAUUGUCGCUCAUGCCCUCGCCCAAAGUCUUCAACUCUCUCUUUUUCAUCAUGCUCCUCCUCCUCGGAAUCACUUCAGCCACCACCAUCGUCGAAGUUUCGGUCUCUAUCCUCCGCGAUCAGUGCAGGGAGAUGAUCCAGCGGGGAGGAGCGUGCUCGGGGCUGGGCCGGCUGAUCAUGAAGAAGACCUGGUUCCUGCCCUGCAUCGUCAGCGUUCUAUCCUUCCUACUCGGCCUUCUCUUCUGCAGGAGAUCGGGAUCGCUGUGGGUCGACCUGGUCGACGGCUCCAUCUCCAACUUCCUCCUCACCCUCAUCGGCUUCUGCGAGUUCGUCCUUGUCGCCUGGAUCUUCGGGAUGCCCAAUGUUCGCCUGCUCCUCCAUAGGAGGAUCGCCUGGUUCCCCAAGUCCCUGCUGGGCUUCUUGUGGAAGUAUGUCGGUCCUGUCACCACCUUCGUCCUCCUCGUGGCAGGAGUCAGGUAG